UGCGGCGGAGUCCCGGAGAUCGUACUGCUGUUAGAUCAAAAGCCUGUGCCUAAGUAUGGUCCUUCUUCUCUGCUUUCAGAAACCUGGGUUCCUCGGCGGGGCGGGGGCGGCAGGCUACGUUCCGGAAAGGUAAGAAAUCCAACCUCACUGGAGACAUUCAAGCAAAGGUUGGACAGCCACUUUGCCAGAACACAAAGGGAACUCAUGCAUCAGAAAAGGUGACUAAUAAACAUAUCAAAGGAAUAUGGCUGCACAAAUCCCAGAAUCUGAUCAGAUAAAACAGUUUAAAGAAUUUCUUGGAACCUACAAUAAACUUACAGAAACCUGCUUUUUGGACUGUGUUAAAGACUUCACAACAAGAGAAGUAAAACCUGAAGAGAUCACCUGUUCAGAACAUUGCUUACAGAAAUAUUUAAAAAUGACACAAAGAAUAUCCAUGAGAUUUCAGGAAUAUCAUAUUCAGCAGAAUGAAGCCCUGGCAGCUAAAGCAGGACUCCUUGGCCAACCACGAUAGAGAAGUCCUGAUGGAUGGACUUUCAAUGAAAGACUGCACUGGAAAUGAGGAUUUAUUUAAUAUAAUCCACUGAAAGCAAUAGCCACCAUGUUAAACUACCUGUCAUGAAUGGCAUUUGAAAGCCACCAGAGAAACAAAAUUACUAUUUAUCAAGAAUAAUCAAAAUAGAAGUUCUUAUUGUUCAGUGAAAAUAAGAUGCAGCAUGUGUUGCAGCUUUAAGAUUCAGCAGCUUGGUGACUUGAUCAAAAAAAUAAACUAUUGUUUCUUCACUUACGACUGUUAAUUUUAAAACAAAAAUAUGUGUUCAAUCAUGUAUGAGAUAGAAAAAAAGUUUUAUUACUGUAAGUUAAAUAAAUGGAAAUAUCACUGA
Messenger RNA from Choloepus didactylus (southern two-toed sloth), 884 nucleotides. It is a transcript of the gene TIMM9, whose product is annotated as translocase of inner mitochondrial membrane 9. The record is from RefSeq and is a predicted model, not a curated record. The transcript is spliced from 5 exons. Bases 245 to 514 code for a protein of 89 amino acids. Lineage: Eukaryota; Metazoa; Chordata; Mammalia; Pilosa; Megalonychidae.